Molecule: messenger RNA, 972 nt
Organism: Pseudomassariella vexata
Lineage: Eukaryota; Fungi; Ascomycota; Sordariomycetes; Amphisphaeriales; Pseudomassariaceae
Product: cytochrome C1 family-domain-containing protein
Exons: 4
Coding region: 1-972 (323 amino acids)
Biological process (GO): mitochondrial electron transport, ubiquinol to cytochrome c
Molecular function (GO): electron transfer activity; heme binding
Source: RefSeq, a predicted model, not a curated record
AUGUUGGCAAGAUCCUGCCUGCGCUCGACGCGCUUCCUCAACGGGGCCAGAAAUAGCGCGACCGGCUUCGCUAAGCGAACCGUCUCGACUUCAAGCUCCCGUGCCGCCUCCGAAUCCCCUGCCCGAUUAAAUGUGGCCGCCGCCGCAUCCACAGCCGUAGCCAUUGGAUCCGUGGCAUGGUACUAUCAUCUCUAUGGAACUGACGCAUUUGCCAUGACGCCUGCUGAGGAAGGUCUGCAUCCCACAGCCUACCCCUGGGUUCACGAGCAAUGGUUCAAGACCUUCGAUCAUCAAGCACUUCGUCGAGGUUUUCAGGUCUACCAAGAAGUCUGCGCUGCGUGUCACUCCUUGAGCCGUAUUCCUUACCGAACACUGGUCGGCACGGUCCUGACAGUGGACGAGGCCAAGGCGCUGGCCGAGGAGAACGAGUAUGACAGCGAGCCUAACGACGAGGGCGAGAUUGAGAAGCGACCUGGAAAGCUUUCCGAUUACAUCCCGGCCCCGUACAAGAACGACGAGGCCGCUCGAGCUGCCAACAACGGUGCUCUGCCCCCCGACUUGAGUUUGAUCAUCAAGGGACGACAUGGUGGCUGCAACUACAUCUUCAGCUUGUUGACUGGUUACCCCGAGGAGCCUCCCGCUGGUGCCCAGCUCGCGGCUGGCAUGAACUUCAACCCCUACUUCCCUGGUACCGGUAUUGCCAUGGCCCGUGUCUUGUACGACGGCUUGGUUGAAUACGAAGACGAGACGCCUGCCUCGACCUCACAGAUGGCCAAAGACGUGGUGGAAUUCCUCAACUGGGCUGCCGAACCUGAGAUGGACGACCGCAAGAGAAUGGGCAUGAAGGUUCUUGCGAUCACAUCGGUUCUCUUUGCUCUCAGUGUUUGGGUGAAGCGAUACAAGUGGGCACCGAUCAAGUCAAGAAAGACCGUCUACGACCCGCCGAAGGCAACCAAGCACAUCCGCAUCUAG